This is a messenger RNA of Haplochromis burtoni (Burton's mouthbrooder), 5433 nucleotides long. Its product is annotated as protein Daple. Bases 1896 to 3146 code for a protein of 416 amino acids. The record is from RefSeq and is a predicted model, not a curated record. The transcript is spliced from 6 exons. Lineage: Eukaryota; Metazoa; Chordata; Actinopteri; Cichliformes; Cichlidae.
GUGAUAAGCCUCUUAAAUUUCUCUUAACUACAAAUAUAUGUUAAAAAAAAAGAAAGAUUUUCAAUUUUUUUUGUAGUUUAUUACACUUUUUUGCAAUUGAUGUAAUUACUGUGCACUUAAUGCAAACAUAUUAUUAAAAUUUGGGCUGUAAUGGUUGUAUUGAUGUAUAGCAGCUUGAAAUGCUCCCACAAAUGGCUCCACAGCAUGUAAAGAUAUAAAGAUAAGCUCUGGAGGACUUGGUUCUGUGGUGGGUCAUAAAGGGUUAAAAUCACUCACGGACCGUCGCUGAGAGCAGGAACGUGUGUCCACGUCUGUGUCCACGAUGAGCAGCACCACAGUGUCCUCCAGCUAUUCAGCACAUCUGGACAAAACAGGACAGAUCAUGUGUUUGAGAAGAUGUUUUCUGUGAAGCAAACUGUUGGAUGGAAGUGAAAACAAACCUUUGUGUGUGAUGGCUGCAGGACGGCGUGGACUCCUUGUCCACAGGAACAGAGACGUGCUGUGGAAACGUCUUACAUCGGGACUUGUCCGGGGUUGAACGUGCACUUACACUUCCUCACACUGACACAGAGGGGUGCGUCGGGUUUUUUAACCGUCACAUACUGACAUCGUUUAGGCUCCGCCCACAUUUAUAAACAGUAAGAAGGUCGGCACUGAAGCGUUUGUGACCCAACAAGUGCAAAAUGUGUCGUCACAGACAGCGGCUCCUGCGUCGUCCUCUUCCUCACUCUGUGGUGCAUGCUCCUAACAUCUGUGGGUUCUCUCUGAACUCGGGCUGAGCUCGGCUAAAAGCCUGUUUAACACAGGACGUUACAUCCUAGUCUUCCUCACCUCCCUGCUCUCCUUCAUCAGUGUCAGGUGUUUUUAAAGGUCACUGAAGCUGGGAACACUUUAAUGCAGCCUGUGAGAGCGUAGUUCCCUUGUAACUAAAGGUUUCAGUGUAAUCUGUUAUAUUUACAUACAGAUACUUUCAGUGUAUUUAGUCGAGUAUUUCCACAUCUGCGUACGCUGUGACGUGUGUUAUGGAUUAUUAUGGAGUGGAUUAUAUUUAUAUCCGCACUUGCUUUGAUGUGCAUGAUGCUAAAGGUUAAAGGUUAAAGGUUGAUCCACUCCAGAUUUCGGGCAGCUACUGCCAGUACUGCAGUACUUUAAUGUACUUUCAGUACAAUUACUUUUCUGUUUGCUGUACAGCCUCAUGACCUUUGAGUAUGUGUAGGUAAUUACAGUGUAAUUACAGGCGUUAGGCCUGAGUCGUUACUGAGAAUGUUGCGCAGCGGCGGCGGCGCAGAGCUUCAGGUUAGCCUGAGUGUGAGCCGAGCUCAGCUCUGACGAGCUCUCUGAUUGGUGGGUUCUGGGUUCUCUGCACGAUCUCUGCUGUUCAUCCAUAACAAGUUCUCACGUCGGUGUUUUCUUUCGUUUACUCACCUUUCCUUUUCCUCCCGUCUCCUCAGCUCCUCCUCCAAAACGCUUCAAAUUUCUCCGCAGUAAAAGUCAAGACAAGAUCAUCCCCUCUUCCUCCUCCUCCCUGUCGCCGACCUCAUCCUCCCCCAUCACCCGCCGCCCCUCCCUCUCUCUCACCAGACGACUGCGAUUUUGGUCCUCCGCCGACCUCACAGCCGACCUCAUCGCUAGCCAGCCAAUCCUAGCCAACGGAGAUUUCUAACAUCCUCAUCAUCAUCCUCAUCCUUUGUGCCCACUGACACCAUCCUCAUCAUCACAGUCAUCAGUGUGACACACGCGCGCGCACACACACACACACACACACACACACCUCUGACACUAAAACAUUAAAGACAACCUCGAGCAGCCCCGUGUUUCUGGACAGUGUUAUUAGUUUGGCGGACAGGAGCCGGGGCGUUUAUCACAGCAGCACGCCAGGAGGAAGCAGCGAAAGCAUGAACGGAGAAGAUGCACAGGGACCAGGUCAGACCCAUAAAAUCCAUCUGAGCUCCACUCCGAGCCAUCCAUCGUCUUCGCUGGGCUUCACCGGCAGCUCCGCCUCCAGGCUGGGCCAGAUCGCCGUGCGCAGGCCCAGAGGCCCGUUACUGGACGAAGACUCGCGCCACAACGCCUCGGACCCGGCGUUCAGAGGUCGCCCGGGGUCGGCCGACUUCAGCCACAACACGUCCAGCUCCAACUCACCUGUGAGCUGCAGAGAUUUCUCAGAACGCCAGGGCCGCUCUGCCAGCCUCUCCAGUGACGACGUCACAGGUCUCAGCCAAUCACAGCUGACCCUGUCGCGAAGCUCCACCCUUCCAUAUGACCACGCACCCCAGAGGGCCCAGCCACAGCGUGGAGGCGGGGUCAGAAGCAAGACCCGCCCUGCUUCUCCUGGGAGUGAGAUGGUGACGCUGGAAGAGUUCCUGCAGGAGAGCAACCUGCAGUCUCCUCCUGUGGUGUCCACAGGAAGCAGAGAGGACCUGGUGACGGACUAUUUUGCUAGAAGCCCCGCCCCCUCAGCUGUUGCCUGCAGCGAUCAGGCGACGCCCACCAACUACGUCACGCCCACCGUGCAGUCGUCCAAUCAGAGGCCGGGACAGAGUGUGAAGCCCUCGCCCCGUCAGCCCGUGGGCCAGUCGCCGGCCUCGGCUCAGAGAAGCAGCCAAUCACUGAGCAGGACCUUCAGCCUGGCCUCGGCCGACCUGCUGCGCUCCAACGGGCCGGACAGCUUCAGAGGACACGACGUCUCCCCCGGCCAGGCCGACGCCGUGAUGCGCCGUCAAGGAGGUGGGACCACUGGGAGAGAGCGGCCGCUGUCGGCUCGUUUUACCGCUCUGUCCAACCAGCACGCAGAUGGCAGCUUCCUGAACCCGCCCAUCCACCACUCCGCCUCCCUGAACCUGCAGGCGGAGCGCUACGCGGAGCGAGAGCGGGACCGAGGGUGGAGCGCCACCUCCCGAAACGGCCCUCACCGUGGAGAAAUUGCCAUGGUAACCCCAGUGAGAGCGACGCCUGCCGCGCAGCCUGACGACACCCCCGAGUACGCAGAGGUCCCGAGGGAGGGGCGGUUGGGCGACUCCACCCACACGAAGAAGGAUGGCGAGAGUGGGAGGUGUGGCUCUGUGGAACGCCCAAAGAGUACGCCGGCGUCACCUGACCCCAACAACGACCCGCAGACGGUGUGGUACGAGUACGGCUGCGUCUAAAUACCGGAGCACCACGCCCUGCAUCCAGCCUCAGAGACAGGAAGUGAGACUGAAGCAACGCCACCCUUUCACUUCCUGUUAGUAAAUAAGUGGACAGGUGAGGCAGUCACAUGAUCAUCUCUCUGCGGUGGAUGCAGGACUGGAUGGAGCCGAGUUUUUGCUGAUGCCAUGACACUACCAGCGCUCCCCACAGGGGGGCGGGGCUUACCGGAGCGGGACGUUUCCUGAAAACAUCUUUUUUGGAAUCUAUAGUGACGCCAAGCUGACGCUCCGUCUCUAACACACAGAGAAGACGCUGCUCCAUCACCUCCACCCUGCAGCCACCAAAACACAACACUACGAGCGGCCCUGUCUAACUGCUGGACUCUGCAGGACCGCCGCCUGAAUGUACGGGACGCCACAUUCCCCGCCUCCAACAUCACGCCAUACACUGGAAAAGACACAGGAAGGGGGGUGGGGGGAUAAACAGGACAGGCGGAGAGCCUCCUCCCUUUUAAAUUACAGCCCUGCUCCAUCCAUCUUUAGAUUCUAUCCCAGCAUGCAACGCUCUGACACUUUACUGGAAAUGUUGCUCAACCCAAGCCAACACUAGACACACACACACACACACACAGAUAGAUAUAAUGAUAGAGACACAGGCUUUGUCUUCGGGGGGGUUUCUGUGGCUUCUCUGCCUGCUCAGCUGGGUUUAAUUCAAACACUCACACACACAGACACACACACAGACACACACUGAGGUUUGGAGUCUGUGGCUGACAGUAAAAUCAUUUACGUGUUUCCUCUGAGCUGUAAAAGCCACUGUUUGGUGUUUGUGUGAAUUAUAGAUGGAACACACACACACACACAGAAACUCACACACACCUCAUUCCCGGAUUCACGCUAGUUUGCUUAAUUGGUGAUUGUCUGUUUGUCUCAGAGGUCACGUGAAUGAUUUUAGUGUUUUUCCCUCUGGCUGAGCUCACAGACACUUCGGAGAGGAAGAGGAGGCACAAUGACUGAAGGUGUGUCUCACACACAGCUGAUGAUAUUUAAUGACUGACCUUUGACCUGCUGUUUCAAAGCACUACAUUAACGAUGAUGAUGAUGGUAGAGAUGAAGAUGUAACACUGGAGUUAUGAAAUGAAGACUGAGCUGAUAUGAGUUAAAUUAUUCCUCCUGGAAUUUGUAUGUGUUUGAUGAUUUUUUUUUUUUUACUUUACUUUGAAAAUACCAAAUGACUUCCUGUGUGUGUGGCGGCGCUGCAGGUCGAUGAUGUCAUGUUACCUGUGCGUUUGCUCUGUUUGUGUUUGCUGUAAAGUCGACCUGUUCUGCUGGUUACUGCUGCACCUAUGAGAGUGGCUGAGCAUAAGUCUCAGCUCAGAAUAAUGCUUCUGUGUCUGAGCUCUGUCUGAAUCAGGCUGCUUUAGCUCCUCCCUCUGCAAGGGAGGAUUCAUACAUACACAUCAUGCUCAUUUCUCAGCAGCCAAUUAAAUCCUCCGGCUUCAUCACGAGCCAAUCAGAUCACAUUAUAAGAAUAUCUGAGAGCGAGCGAGCUGGCUGUUAGAAAACUUUAUUCUGAUUGGCUGCCCCUCACAAACAGUUUUAAUGCAGGUGGGUGGGGCCUCUGUGACACCUUUGUGACAUCACUUAGAUCACCUGUGCAUGCAGCAGGUGGGUGACGUUAAGAACAGUUCGACUUUACGGUCUCUUACUUCUUCCUGACUUCCUGUGUGCUCGCCGCGAAGCGUCAUCUUUCAUUAGGAGGAGGAAGUGAAAGAGGAAGUGGCGGCGUCAAUGACGUUCCUGCUGUAACUGGAUUUGCUGUAGUUCACUUUAAGACGAUUUCUGCUGCGGUCGCUGCAGACGCGCUCAGAGGCUGAGAGCAGAAACGCGUCAAAGCUUUUUGCUAAUAAAGAUUUUUAACCUUUGACCUCUGUCACACUCGUCACACCUGAACAGACACACACAGCAUCAUUGGCAACACAGCGCUCAGGAAAGUUUGCUUCCUGUGACGUAUUCCCUCUUAAAGGUAGAGCCUGACGGUUGAGGUUGCGUCAGGAGCGUGAGGUAACAGGUAGUCGUCUCAUCAGCCACGCACUCGUAGACGCUGUUGGACGAGCUGGGAUCGAUCCACUCACCACCUGAUGGGAACACCACCCGUUCUUCCACCUGAGCUCUUGCUGCUCAACGCUAAUUAAAGCUGUGAGAUCGUCUGAGUGGACAGGUAUGCAGAGGAGGCUCCUCCCCCCUGUAGAGUGCGCCUGUGGCUGAUGACCUCUGAGUUCCUCGAAUCAAGACACUUUCAUUU